CUUUGAUCACGAUCCCUAUCCAAAAGCACAUCGGUGCACAUACACUCCUUGAUCACUGUUUUUGUUGCAAAUUAUUUGAAAGCAUUGCAUACCAGGACUACGACAGACCACCCACCAACCGCACCCUUUAGCCCUCAUUUCCUUCCCGUCUAAUCACAACUAUGCGCGCGACCACUACCAUCGCGGCUCUCGCGCUGGCCACGGUGCCUUCGGUGCUUGCCGCCGGAGAGAAAGGCCAAAUGGGCUUCGCUCUGGGAACGAAGAAGCCCGACGGAACUUGCAAAUACCAAGCCGACUACGAAGCCGACUUCGACGCGAUCAAGUCCAAUUCCGGCGCGACCCUUGUUCGAGGAUACUCUGCAUCGGACUGCAACUGCGCCCAGUACAUUCUCCCAGCUGCGAAGUCUAAGGGCUUCAAGGUGAUGCUUGGUGUCUGGCCUGACGUGGAAGAGUCAUUCAACGCAGACAAGAAGGCCCUCAUGACCUAUGUGCCAAACUUCAAGGACCAGGUCUAUGCAAUCACUGUCGGAUCAGAGACUCUGUACCGUGGCAACUUCACUGGCGCGCAGCUGCUUGAGAAAAUUCAAGAUGUUAAGAAGGCACUCGGUGGAGACGUCAAGUGUGGAACCGCAGACUCUUGGAACAAAUGGGCAGACGGCACUGGAGACGCCGUAAUUAAGGGUGGUGUUGACCUCAUCCUGGCCAACGGCUUUUCUUACUGGCAAGGCAAGGCCGCAGGCAACGAUGCAAAGACCACCUACCUUGACGACAUGCAGCAGGCACUCGGCCACAUCCAAGAAGUCGCUGGGGGCUUGGACAAAGUCGAAUUCUGGAACGGCGAGACUGGCUGGCCGACCGACGGUGGCUCUGACUACGAAGCUGCCAAGGCUGGAACUGAAAACGCGAAGACCUUCUACCACCAAGGCUUUUGUGGUAUCCUUGACUGGGGCAUCAACGCGUUUUACUUUGAAGCCUUUGACGAGCCUUGGAAGCCGGACUCCGUUGGAGACAACGGCGUUGCUCAAAAGGAGGGCACGUGGGGAGCUAUGACCGGCGACCGCAAAACCAAAUUCAACCUCAAGUGCUAGAAGAGUAGCACAAGUUGUCGAAUUCUCUGUGAGAGACUCAUGCAUGUGUGCGAAUCGAAAAGCAAAUCAUCAUUAAACGCAUUGGGGGAACUGGUUGGCUAUGAAUGAUUAUAUUCGGUGUUGAUGGAUAUUGUCAUUCUGUGGCGUGCAUUCGCAUAUAGAGAAGUAAUGGAACAUGUGUUAAACCGCAGUCGGACUGAGUGUGUUUAGACAUACGGGUAUCAUUAAGUGCCAUGUCUCUCAAACGCC
Pseudocercospora fijiensis CIRAD86 is the source of this 1337-nucleotide messenger RNA. RefSeq names its product glycoside hydrolase family 17 protein. NCBI's taxonomy places the organism in Eukaryota, Fungi, Ascomycota, Dothideomycetes, Mycosphaerellales, Mycosphaerellaceae. The transcript has 2 exons. The record is from RefSeq and is a predicted model, not a curated record. Gene Ontology annotation, cellular component: extracellular region; cell surface; fungal-type cell wall. The coding region runs from base 162 to 1088 and encodes 308 amino acids. Gene Ontology annotation, molecular function: 1,3-beta-glucanosyltransferase activity; glucan endo-1,3-beta-D-glucosidase activity. Gene Ontology annotation, biological process: cell wall organization; carbohydrate metabolic process.